AUGUCCACAUCAACAAUUCCAUCGGACCAACCUGCAUCCACCAGAGAAUACGGCUUCAAUGCCAACCAAGGCGUAAACUGGUCUGACUACCUCACCUUCCGGCCAAUCUAUCCACCCUCCUUCUUCGAAAAAAACAUCGGCGCCGGCUGCGGAAUCGUCUCAUCGAGUCUUGCCCCCCGCUUCAACAAAGUGAUCGUCUCGGACCCAAACGAUGGGUACACUGCGCUCGCUCGAAGACUCCUAGUUGAGGAAUCCCACCUGUCGGAAUCCAGGUUCCGGUUCCUGAAGGAAAGUGCUGAAAAGAGCUCUGUGGAGUCGGACUCAGUCGACCUGAUCAUGGCAUGUGAGUGUAUCCACUGGACGAGGCCAGCAAUUGCGAUUGGGGAGUUUGUGAGGGAGUUAUGUCCCGGUGGGACGCUUGUUGUUACGCAUUAUAACUAUCCGCGCAUUGUUGGGAAUGAGAGGGCUCAGCGGGCCUGGGGGGCUGUUUGUGCAUUUUAUGCCGGUGAGGUCGAUGAUCCGAUGCUUGAUCAUGCGUUGAGGAUUUUGAAUUCCGGGACUGAAGCUCUCGGGUUCCCUGUGAAGGAUUGGAAGAGUGUGAAGAGGUUGUAUGUUAAUGCUCGAGGGAGUAUUGAGGCUUUCAGGAUUAACGAUCGAGUUGGUGAGAGUCAAGUUCAUGACAGAGAGGAGAUUGUUUGGGAGGAGGAGGAUCCAGAUUGGAUGGAUGAGCAGGAUUGUGACUGGUUUAAGGGUUAUGCGUCUACUUGGACGACACCGCGUGUAUCAGAGUCGGAAAUUAAUCCGCUUUGGGAUGAGAUGGAGAGAGCUUUUGAGGGGAAGAAAGUGAAGACUGCUACACCACUUGCUAUAGUCUUUGCUACGAAGAGACAUAGCUGA
Penicillium vulpinum is the source of this 897-nucleotide messenger RNA. It is a transcript of the gene tpcM, whose product is annotated as methyltransferase tpcM. Lineage: Eukaryota; Fungi; Ascomycota; Eurotiomycetes; Eurotiales; Aspergillaceae. Gene Ontology annotation, molecular function: S-adenosylmethionine-dependent methyltransferase activity. The record is from RefSeq and is a predicted model, not a curated record. The transcript has 2 exons. Bases 1 to 897 code for a protein of 298 amino acids.